AUGCAACCAAAUUACAACGAUACUAAGAAGAACACACCAAUGUUGGCUCCAGAACCAUUCCGACCAGCUAAUGUACAUCCUAUCGCUGAAGAGAUGCAAGACUUACAGCCGGUGUAUCCACCACAAGCAGUUGUUAUACAUGGUGGUAGUAGGCCGGUCAGUAUGGAUCCCUCUGAGAGCACACUCUCGAGAACAAGUAGCACCCGCGCAAGUGUUGGUUAUGUAUCCUCGGCAUCUAGCACAGUAAUCGGAUCAGAGUCAAGCCUAGGAUCAGAUUCGACUCUUUUGAGUUUCAGACAACCCAUAUCAGAAAAACCUUCGGCCUGGCUCCACCGUCGCCAAAGAGGAUCUGCUUGCGGUAGAUGCAUACUGGGUAUGGCCGGACUAGUCGUCUUCCUUGUGAUGGUGGCUGCAUUUGUUCUCUGGAUCAGCAAUGGUUACAUCUUUCCCGCGCCUCAGUAUUCAACAGAAUAUGCUCAAAGCCCACGCUCAUCAAUAAUUUCAGAUGUCAAAUAUUCUUCAGUAAUAGAAACCGCAUCAAUCGAAGCAUUAGUUGCUGCACCAGAGCCAACCUAUCUAAUGAUAAACGGUGAAAAAGUUCCCAAAAAUGCGCGUAGUCCAAGACUCCUUUAG
Phycomyces blakesleeanus NRRL 1555(-) is the source of this 633-nucleotide messenger RNA. RefSeq lists its product as hypothetical. NCBI's taxonomy places the organism in Eukaryota, Fungi, Mucoromycota, Mucoromycetes, Mucorales, Phycomycetaceae. Bases 1 to 633 code for a protein of 210 amino acids. The record is from RefSeq and is a predicted model, not a curated record. The transcript has a single exon.